AUGUGCACUUCAGGUCUCGCGAAUCGUUUGGAUGAGUCCCUGGCCAAGUCGUUCUUAGUAAGCGCGGAUCAAGCACAUGCAGUCCACCCUUCCUGGCCUGAGAAACACGAGCAAGCUAACCGACCCAGGCUGCAUCAGGGUAUAGUUGUCAAAUAUAAUGUCAACCAGCGCUACGCCACUAAUGCUCUUACUGCUAGCCUGAUCCGCGAAGUUGCUCGCCAGGUCAACGUGCCCCUUCAGUUAAAACGUCUUCGUGCUGUUUACGAUCUUUCUUAA
Protopolystoma xenopodis is the source of this 276-nucleotide messenger RNA. Lineage: Eukaryota; Metazoa; Platyhelminthes; Monogenea; Polystomatidea; Polystomatidae. The record is from the annotation of a GenBank genome assembly.